Silurus meridionalis is the source of this 868-nucleotide messenger RNA. RefSeq names its product transmembrane protein 17 (gene tmem17). The record is from RefSeq and is a predicted model, not a curated record. Lineage: Eukaryota; Metazoa; Chordata; Actinopteri; Siluriformes; Siluridae. The transcript has 5 exons. Gene Ontology annotation, cellular component: ciliary transition zone. Gene Ontology annotation, biological process: non-motile cilium assembly. Bases 75 to 650 code for a protein of 191 amino acids.
ACUCUUGAACGCACCCCGCCCUGCUCACGGUUGUUAGCGCCCGUGUUUGGUAGUUACGCCUUUAGCCUCGCACUAUGGAUCUCCCCGAGCCCAUAAGAAGGCGUUUGGGAGAUUUUUCACGAACUGUUUUCGUAAAUCAGGGACGAUCACAACUUUCGCCCGAAGAUCAUUUCAAAUUUGUGAAUCACAGUACAGAUGUUGUAUCCAGUUUGCCUCUUCAAAUGGCUCUCUUCUUUAACAUCUGCUUCUUUCCUCUGUGGUGGAUCAGUGAAGUCGUAAUGCUGCAACUCAAGUAUCCUGCACUCCCUGAUUACUACAAAUUCAUCCUAAUUACAGUAUUAAUUGUAAUGACUCUCAUCGAGGCAAUCAGGCUCUACCUGGGCUAUGCAGGUAAUCUGCAAGAAAAGGUCCCUGAACUGGCUGGCUUUUGGCUCCUCAGCCUCCUUCUGCAGUUCCCUUUAAUCCUGUUCCUACUCUUCAAUGAAGCUAUACUCAUUCAGCCUUUGGAAAGAGGAGUUCACAUAGUUCUGGCAUUGUUCAUUUUAACUGAGGCUCUAUCUGGUUUUGUGGCGCUGCGUGCUAUGGUCAGACACACUGAAAGCCGAUUCCACCUCAGUCAGUUUAAUGGUAUUCAAGAGCUCAGGUCAUGACAUCUGCACUACUGAUGAACUGCUUAUACAAAAAUAUUUUUCUUUAUCGCAUGAAACAUGGCAUUCAGGCAUUUAACAUGUCCACAUAUAUCAUAUCAACCAAUUUUAAGUGUUUGUUAUUCAAACUACUUUUAUGGAUUACAAAACAAUACAUAUCAGCAAAUCACAGUUGUUAAAGUAUUUUAUAUAUUGCAAAAAAUAAAAAAAACCCUAAAAGA